Messenger RNA from Sciurus carolinensis (gray squirrel), 3253 nucleotides. Its product is annotated as ER membrane protein complex subunit 5-like. The record is from RefSeq and is a predicted model, not a curated record. The transcript has a single exon. The coding region runs from base 26 to 445 and encodes 139 amino acids. NCBI's taxonomy places the organism in Eukaryota, Metazoa, Chordata, Mammalia, Rodentia, Sciuridae. Gene Ontology annotation, cellular component: plasma membrane; EMC complex; early endosome.
UCUGGGCUGUUGCUCUUUCCGAAUCAUGGCGCCAUCGCUGAGGAAGGGGUUGGUAGGAAUCGGCCUCUUUGCCCUGGCCCACGCCGCCUUUUCUGCCGCGCAGCAUCGUUCAUAUAUGCGAUUAACGGACAGAGAAGACGAAUCACUGCCAAUGGACACAGUUCUUCAGACGCUUCUGGCCUUUGCAGUUACCUGUUACGGUACAGUGCAUAUUGCAGGGGAGUUUAAAGACCUGGAUGCCGCUUCAGAACUAAGAAACGAGACCUCUGACACCCUAAGGAAUCACCCGUCGUUUUAUGUAUUUAAUCAUCGUGGUCGAGGACUCUUCCGGCCUCCGGAUACCGCAGGUUCUUCCCCUCCAGAGGCGUUGGCCUCCGACCCAUCACUGAAGUCACGAAAACUGGAAUCACUGCGCCGCCGAGGAGGCUUUCACAGAUUAGAGUAACAGGACAGGACACAGAGUUGAAUCUUGGAGUUUGGGGUCUAAAACACUUCCCCCACCCCCUCAGUAUUUUUACUGAUCUUUCCGACCUAAUUAAAAAAAAGAAAAAUCUGUGCCCCUUGUUUGUACAUUGUUAAAAAAAAUCAUAGAUGCCGUGUAAAUUAUCUACAAAAUGAGCCUUUGAUCUUUCAUAUAUAUUUUCAUUUGAAACAAAUUCGCAUCUUUUGUGAAAUUCACUGUUUUGAACACAUUUCCUUGAAAAAUGUUGGUGUUUGUGUUUAUUUUCUUAGCUUUCUUUUGCACUAGUUCUUAGGAAUCCUUUUGGAAAUACUGUGUGACUACUAUAUUUUUGCAGCAUGAACUAUAAUAAAAUGGUCUUCAAUUCUUAUCAAAUGGACUUCCCUAAUGAGACCAAAAUGGUGACUUCUCAGUUUUUCUUAUGUGUCCUAAAAAGUGGCUCUUUUUUUCCAGGAUCCUUGCCCGAUCUUAAUUUAUCCUUGAUCCUUAUCCCACCCCACUCCCAUAUACCUUCUAACAUCAGUUGUCUUGUUUCAUCACUUCUCUGAGGUUGUGCGCAGUGAGCAAUUUUUGUGUCAGAAAUUCUGUCAUAACAAAUGCACCUAACAAUUUAACUUGCUGUAAUGCUGCUUGUGUUCUCAUUUAGCUGUAAAAUUUUUUCCUAACUUUGUAGUAUAAGAAUAGUUGAAGAUAGAACAAAAAUGCCAUUUGUGAUUUCAUUUUCUUCCCUCUGUGGAACAAUCAUAAUCACUGAGGAACACCGAUUACAUGUCAUUAGCCAGUUUUACUUAUUCAAAGUCUGUGUUAGUUUAUUUCUUAUUAAAUUAGUGAAAAUAAUGGAAGCUUCUCAUUAAUCUAAAGGCAAACUCAAAAGAAUUGGGCCAAAUAUGUUCUAAAUAUUUGGAACUCAUAUGUUGAAUAUUUUAGAAAAUUAAAUUCAUUUCAGAAAUUAUAACCGGCUUAGAGUUUUCAAUCUUCACUGUAUAGUGCCGAAGAUGAAAAUGGAUACAGAGUUGAAUUUUUUCAAAAAUAGUAAUUUUACUCUUAAGGAAAAUGUGGCUAGCUCUUUGAGCAGGAAGCUCAGUAUUUCUUGAUAGAGAACAUUACUUUUGUUGAAUUGAACAAUUAUAAUUGUACGAAUUGUAUAGGUGUAAAGGGAAUAAAUGUAUGCAGGUUUGAAAAGGAAAUGUGCUUUAGGCAAGAAUCAUAAGAUGUCCUUAUUUACUUGGUGGCAUUUUGUCCAUUGGAAAUGAACCUUGGCUCUUCCAUUCUUCCUGGUCAUGCACAGCCCCAAAGGAUGAGAUUAUUUUGUCAUUGGAUUUUGAUUGUUGUUUUCUUUUGUUUUACCAGCUUAGUCAGUGGAACACUGACUUUGAUCUCUAAGGAGAACAAAGUUAGAAAUCUGCUGAUAACCUAAAAUAAUUUAGAAAUGUGUUAAAAUGUGAAGUCAGGGAUUAAAGUAAUGAAGUCAAAAUAGCAUGUGGGAAACAGGGCUUGUCUACCAUUUCCUCAGGUAUGGCUUGAUUUGGGAGAGCCUUCUGUUUUCUUCUCUUUUGGGGCUGUCUUCCUUUCUUAAUGUUUUUGUAACAAUGUUAUUGGCAUAUAGUUCACAUACCUUGUAAUUCACCCAUUUAAAGGGUACAACUUCAUGAUUUUUAUAUUCACAAAGUUGUGCACUCAUGAUCACAGACAAAUUUAGAGCAUUAAUCACACUAAAAGUAAUCCUGUGCCUUUGGCAGUGGUCUCUUAUUUCUUCCCGAUGUUCCCCAGCCCUAGGCAACCACUAGUUCACUUUAUAUCUCUCUCUAUAUAUACCUAUUUUGAUCAUUUCAUAUAAAUGAAUUCAUACACUAUCUAGUCUUGUGAUUGGCUUCCUAAAAACGAUUUUCUCUAUCAUGAAAAAUUUGUUCUCAUUUUGAGAACUGUUACUGUAGUAUAAGGAAGUAACUGGUAAAUGAAUGAAUUUAAGGAAGGAGGGCCAGAUACCUCAUGGGGUUCUCAGAUUAAUCUUAUGUUGAAUAGCCAAUCAUUCAUGGUAUACUAUGGCUUAUAAUAUUCUGGCUAAUUUGUAGAAUGAACAUUGAAAUAUAUCUUUGCCAGCCCAUUCACAAAAGUCCUACUAAAAAGUGAUGCCAAAUAAUUUGGCAAAUAAUUGACAAAGCAGUUUUCAGGUGUGUCUGUCUUUGUCAGCACCUCUUACACCUCGGGCCAGGUGAACUCCCCAAAUCUCUUUUAAAACUUACUCCACUGAAUUUCUGCUGUUUUUUUUAAGUAUGUACCAUUGUACUAAAGGUGAUUUGGGUGCAUUUUAACUGUGCUAAAUGUAUUAAGUGGGAUUUUUUAUUUACAUCAUUAUGAGAUAGUUCUUUAUUGCCUAAGGUAGUUCAAAACUAUAGUGGUGAGAGCUAGCUAAUUUUUCAGUUGACCAUGAUUUCAGUGACAAUUCAGAAGUGUGAGAAGUGCGUCCAAACAAGUCCUCUAGAAUACAGGAAGAUGCAAUAACCAGGGAACCAGCCAAUAUUAUGGGCUAAUGGCCCAAAGGCAAAAAACAGAGAUUGGUGAAUUGGCGACUAUUAUGCUCUGUAACUCCCUAAUUGUUUCCCAAGCAUUGUGGCUUAUUUUUGAGUGGCAUGACAGCAUCUUUCUGGUUGUAUGUGGCCCAUUUCCAUGAUGUAUUGAGUAGUGUUGUUUGUUGUGAGCAUCAGUGCCUGUAACACCAAGCUAAACACAUUUUUGAAUAUGUUUUCUCUCUUUAAAUGACCUUGCCCUGUCCAAUAAAUAAGUGAUUGUCUU